Messenger RNA from Erinaceus europaeus (western European hedgehog), 2009 nucleotides. It is a transcript of the gene PLIN5, whose product is annotated as perilipin 5. Gene Ontology annotation, biological process: lipid storage; positive regulation of triglyceride storage. Gene Ontology annotation, cellular component: lipid droplet; cytosol. The transcript is spliced from 9 exons. Bases 115 to 1644 code for a protein of 509 amino acids. NCBI's taxonomy places the organism in Eukaryota, Metazoa, Chordata, Mammalia, Eulipotyphla, Erinaceidae. The record is from RefSeq and is a predicted model, not a curated record.
CCCAGGCUGGGGUCUGCGAGGUUGCUUUUGGGGGUGGGGGGGACCCAGGCUUUCUCCGCCUCCUAGGUGACAGGUGAGGCAGGCCCGCAGGCCCGGGAACCCGGGCCCUGCGUCAUGCCUCAGUUUCCCUGUCUGCCCCAGGGAGUCCAGGUGCCCCCCUCCACCCCCCUCAGGGAAGCUGAUUGUUGUGGGGUUCCAUCCAGGGCAGAGGACGAGGUGAGGACACUUCCCGACAGCAUCCAGCACCAAGUCUCGAACCCUGGUCUUUCUGGAGACUCUGUUGCAGCAGGCAUGUCAGAAGACGGGGCAACUCGGGCCCCCAGCCCCAGUCUGUGGGAGCAGGAGGAGCCGAGCGCGGUGCGACGAGUGGCGGCCCUGCCACUGGUCCGGAGCACGUGCAGCGCAGUGUCGCUCGCCUACAGCGCCACCAAGGACCGGCACCCGCUGCUGGGCUCCGCCUGCCGCCUGGCCGAGCGCUGCGUGUGCGGGCUGGCCUCCCGCGCCCUGGACCGCGCCCAGCCACUGCUGGGCCACCUGCAGCCGCAGCUGGCCACAGUGAAUGAACUUGCCUGCCGGGGCCUGGACAAGCUGGAGGAGAAGCUGCCUUUCCUCCAGCAACCCUCUGAGACGGUGGUGACGUCAGCCAAGGACGCGGUGGCCAGCGGGGUGACGGGCGUGGUGGGUCUGGCCCGGCGGGGCCGCCGCUGGAGCGUGGAGCUCAAGGACUCGGUGAGCCAUGCCGUGGACAUGGUGCUGGGCAAGUCGGAGGAGCUGGUGGACCACUUCCUGCCCCUGACGGAGGAGGAGUUGGAGGCAUUGGCAGAAGAGGUCGAGGACCCGGAGGUGGGCUCCAUAGAGGAGCAGAGACACCGGCAGGGCUACUUCGUGCGUCUGGGCUCCCUGUCGGCGCGGCUGCGUCACGGGGCCUAUGAGCACUCGCUGGGGAAACUGAGGCAGAGGAAGCACCACACCCAGGACAUGCUGGUCCAGCUGCAGGAGGCGCUGGAGCUGAUGGACCUCAUGCAGUGCGGGGUGACCCCCGCCGCCCCCGCGCGCUCCCCGAAGGUGCAUGAGCUGUGGGCGGACUGGAGCCAGGCCCCUCCAGAGAACGGCCGCAGACAGGCGGAGCUGGAGGCGCUGGCCCUGGCACGGGGUCUCCUGGCCGAGCUGCAGGGCGCGGUGGCGGGGCUGGAGCGCAGUGUCCGCGGGCUGCCGCCGGCCGCGCAGGCCAAGGUGCGAGAGGUGCAGAGCGGCGCGUGCGCGCUGCAGGCGGGGCUGGCGGGCGCGCGCAGCCUGGGGGACGUGCCCGCGGGGGCGCUGGCCGAGGCGCGCGGCCGCCUGGCGCAUGCGCACACCUGCGUGGACGAGCUGCUGGAGCUGGCGGCGCGCGCGCUCCCGCUGCCCUGGCUGGUGGGGCCGUUCGCGCCGAGCCUGGUGGAGCGGCCGGCCACGCCCCCCGGCCUGGCCGCCUGGGUGGACGAGGUGGUGGGGGGCCCCGACCCGCGCUGGGCGCCCAUGCACUGGCCGGAGCAGCAGCGCGCCUGGCAGGCUGAGCACGGCGCAACCCCCGAGGACCCCCCGGAGGAGGUGUCGGAGCCGCCGAGGAGCAGCAGGCAGAGGCUGAUGCCCGAGCUGGACUUCUGACCUGGGCCCUCCCCCGCGCCCCCAGAUCUGCUCCCAUGCCCACGAGCGGCAGAGUGCAUGCCAAGUCGGGGUGGCUUUACUGGGGGGAGCCCCCUCUUUCUGGAAAUUCGGGGACUGGACCCCAAAGCCCAGCCGGCUACGCGCUGCCCCCCCCCAAAAAAAAAAUCCAUCGUCCCGGCCGGUGACCUGUGAAACCGCUCCGUGCUCCCCAGAGAAACGCACCUUUGGGGGGGGCUCUGAGAUGAGGGGUCCCCUCCCCGUCUGGGGCCCCCCAAGAUCCCAGGCUACAGCCGUUGGGUCCCCCAGAACCCUUGGCUUUUUCAUUGGGGGUUCGUCUCCCCGGAAUAAACGUGCUUCUGCUUAAC